Arabidopsis thaliana (thale cress) is the source of this 865-nucleotide messenger RNA. Its product is annotated as RNA-binding (RRM/RBD/RNP motifs) family protein. Gene Ontology annotation, molecular function: nucleic acid binding; RNA binding. The coding region runs from base 144 to 542 and encodes 132 amino acids. NCBI's taxonomy places the organism in Eukaryota, Viridiplantae, Streptophyta, Magnoliopsida, Brassicales, Brassicaceae. The record is from RefSeq and is marked reviewed. The transcript is spliced from 6 exons.
UGUCCGUGCAUAGCAAGCUAGUAAUGAUUUUUUAUUUUAUUUUUAAAACACAAUUAUUAAUACCUUGUUCAAAUCAGACCUAAAUCUCUAAAACCGUAAAAUAUCUCUUAAGGGUUAUCGCCGGCGCUCUUGUCAACUUAUCCAUGGACGAAAUCGCCAACAAGGGGCUUGAAGUGAAGCGUAGUCGAAAAAUCCGUGACAGUGACAUUGAGAGGAUUAGCGUUACGGGAUAUGACAUUGAGCUUCCUCGUGAACAUGUCGAGAGUGAGUUGAAAAAACUUUUCUCUCCAUGUGGAGAGAUCACGGAUGUUCAUAUUCCCGAAACUCGCAAUUCUUCUCUCUGGAGUCAUGCUUUUAUUUAUUUUGUGGGAGAAGGCACAGCAGACAAGGCCUUGCAACUCAAUGGAAGUGACAUGGGAGGAUGGACUGUCGAUGCUGAGGCCGAUCCCUUUCCGAAAGAAGAAGACAAUUGCGUUGAGUUAGAGGUUGAAGGAUACGAUACGACACUUCGCUUAGUGAGUCUGAUAUCAAGUGCGAGUUGAGUAAACUUUUCUCUUCAUGUGGGAAGGUUGAUCAUGUCAUGAUUUUCGAUAGCUUCUCUAUAGUGUAUCUACUGGGAGAAGACGCAAUAGACAAGGCCCCAAAACUUAGUGGGACCGACAUGGGAGGGGGGCGCAAAGCAGUUGUUCGGUUUGUUGCUUACCAUGGAAGAAACAUUUUCCACCCCCGCCGCCAGAAAGGCCGCAUCAUUUGUGGCCGCCCAGAUGAAAAGCCAAAGAUGGCUGCCAUAAUGAAGAUAAUUAAGAAGCCAAAGAGGACUGCAAAAAAGAAGAUAAUUAAGAAGCCAAAGAUGACUUUGGAGUAG